AGAUGAAAGAGUUUUUCUCGGGGGACAGGAUCCUGGCCAAAAAGCCACCAUACUAUCAAACUGGCGAGGUACCCGACAUGUGGUUUUCUCCAGAACUUGUCUGGGCGAUAAGGGGUGCAGACUUUACGGUGUCACCAGUUCACCAUGCUGCCAUUGGUUUAGUUCAUCCAUCUCGUGGCAUCUCAAUCCGAUUUCCUCGAUUCAUUUGUUCUGUCUCAGCUAGAAAGCCAGAAGAAUGUAGCGCAGCGACAGACAUAGCUGAAAUGUUUCAUUCCCAAACUCGAAAGAUGGAUGUGAGCGUUGGAAAUUGAUAUGUAAGUUCUGGGAUUUUGCCCGUAGAUACCUUUUUUGAGAAGCCAUAGGUAUAGCUUCUCAAGGGCAGUUAGGUUUGUCCUUUUGCCGCGCCUGCAGGACCCUGUUGUGUGUGUGUGG
Ilex paraguariensis (yerba mate) is the source of this 432-nucleotide messenger RNA. NCBI's taxonomy places the organism in Eukaryota, Viridiplantae, Streptophyta, Magnoliopsida, Aquifoliales, Aquifoliaceae. The record is from the annotation of a GenBank genome assembly.